CUCGCCUCUGCAGGAUGCCACACAAGAUUGGCUUUAUAGUCGUCAGCUCAUCGGGGCACGAAGAUGGCUUCAGUGCAAAAGAGCUGAUGGUCCACGCACCAACAGUGAACGGAUGGCGAUCACCAAGACUCUGUCAGUAUCCACAAGAAAUUGUUCUGCAGUUGGUGGAGAGAUGUCGAAUACGAAAGCUGCAGCUGCUUGCUCACCAGUACAUGAUCUCCAGCAAAAUUGAGUUCUUCAUCAGCGAAAGCUUGCCUGAAUACUUUGCUCCUUAUCAGUCAGAGAGGUUUCACAGACUGGGUUAUGUCCCUCUCUCCGACAAUGAGAAGACAGGCUUCAAAGCUCGAGAGUUAAAAUCUGUUUAUAUGGAUGCAGUUGGCCAGUACCUGAAGCUGAUUUUCCAUAAGAAUUAUGUCAAUAAAUACAACGUGUACAGUCAGGUUGCCCUGGUAGCUAUAAAUAUUAUUGGAGAUCCAGCAGACUACAGUAAUGACAGCAAUAAACACCCUUCCAGAGAGAAGCUGAUAGACCACUACUUAGGAAUUAAGUCGGAUGAUCCCGCCUUAGAUGGAACAUACCUAGGGAAGCCUGACUCCAUCUCACCUCUGGAUGAUUUGGCUUUUGACAUGUACCAAGAUCCUGAAGUUGCUCAGAUAAUACGCAGGCUAGAUGAGAAGAAACAUGAAGCUGUCCAUCAGGAAUGCUACGAUUAUGCCAAGAAACUCAAACAAGCUAUUGCAGACUUGCAGAAGGUAGGGGAACGACUUGGACGGUACGAGGUGGAGAAACGCUACGCUGUAGAGAAAGAGGAUUAUGAUCUUGCUAAAAAGAAAAAGCAACAAAUGGAUGCGUACCGCCUGAAAGUGUAUCAGCAGCUGCAGCUCCACAACCUUCUGGAUGCAGAGCUGAUGACUCGAAAGCCACCUGAACUGCCUGUGGAGGCUGUGAUUUAUGAUGACAGUCUUCAGCGCACUAAGGCUGCAAAUUCACCUACUUGUAAGAUCACAGAACUGCAGACUUCACAGGGAGAGCUGUGGAAAGCAGAGUCUUUGCUGGAAGAGAAGCCAGCAGAACCUAUUUCUCCUGAGCCUGUUUUUCACCAUCAGUCUACUUCUCCCUCUGUGUCUCAUCCCACAACCUCCAGGGAAGUGUUUGCUCAAGAAGAGGUUGAAUUUUUACCUUAUGAUGAGAGACCUGUCCCAGCCAUCCAUAAAUACUCAGAGGAAACAAUCCGAUACCUUGAGCCAGAGAAGACUGAGGGGGACGUCAGUAAUACUCCAAGUGGCGUUACUGGGGAACCAGAACCACUGAGUGAGAAGGCACUGAGGGAGGCCAGCCCUGCCAUUGAAGUGUUUGGAGAAGCUUUGGUCUCUGGAGCAUAUUCCAAAAGCUGGUCAUAUCGAGAGGAUGCAUUACUGGCUGUUUAUAAGAAGCUGAUGGAAAUGUCAGUGAGCACUCCAAAGGAGGAUUUAAAGAACAUGCUGAGGGCUGCUAUUUUUCUUGUGAGAAAAGCCAUAAAAGACAUAGUAUCUUCAGUUUUUCAAGCUUCCCUGAAACUUCUAAAAAUGAUCAUCACACAAUAUGUACCAAAACAUAAACUGGGAAAGCUGGAAACUUCUCAUUGUGUGGAAAAAACACUUCCAGGUUUGCUUUCUAGAACAGGAGACUCUUCAUCCCGCCUUCGCCUUGUGGCUGCUACAUUCAUUCAGGAAAUGGCACUGUGGAGCGAAGUUAAACCUCUUCAGAUUGUUCCAGUUCAUUUGGUUCAGCUGUUAAAACCGAAUUCCCCAACACAUCUGGCCAUGAGUCGAGUGGAAUUAGUUGAGUGCCUCUUGAAAGAGAUGGGAACUGAAGACUCAGGGUUUACCAUCAGCAGUGUCAUGAAGUUUGCAACGGGAGCUUUGGAGCACAGAGUUUUUGAAGUUCGUGACGUAGCACUGCGAAUUAUCUUUGAUAUGUACAGGAAACACAGAGCUGCCAUCCUGGAAUAUCUCCCUCCUGACGAUGCAAGCAUUCGCAAGACCGUUCUCUAUAAAACACUCUUUGAUGGAUUUACUAAAAUAGAUGGUAAACUUUCCGAAGCUGAAAUGAGGGCACAAAAAAAGGCAGCAACAGAAGAGGCUGAGAGUCAGCUGGCAGCUCUGAAGGAGAUACAAGCAGAAGUUCAAGCUGGAAAGGAAAAAGAGUCUGAUUUCCAGAAGACAAAAGAUCAAGGUUAUAGAAGCCCACAGCCUGCAGCAGUGGAGAUUCCAGAUGAUCAUUCCUCUGUUGCAAAUUACUUGGAUAAUCUGUGCAUUUUUUGUGGUGAAAGGAAUGAAUCCUUCACAGAGGAAGGACUGGAUCUCCAUUACUGGAAGCGCUGUCCUAUGUUAACCAGAUGUGAGCACUGCAAACAGGUGGUAGAAAUAGCAAGUCUGACAGAGCAUUUGUUGACUGAGUGUGAUAAGAAGGACAGCUUUGGGAAAUGCCAGCGAUGCAGCGAAGCCUUUCCAAAGGAUGAGUUGCCCAAACAUAUAAAGAGCAAAACUUGCAACGCUGCCAAGCCUGAAAAUGUGGCAAACCAUUGCCCAUUGUGCCAUGCCAACUUUUCUCCUGGAGAGGAGGCCUGGAAGUCACACCUCAUGGGCGCGGAUGGCUGUGUAAUGAAUCUACGAAGGUUACCCACCAUAAAUAAAACUAUUCCAAUGCAGCCUGGCAGAACAGGAGGCCAAUAUUUGAAGAAACCGAGUCCUGCAAGACCCAAAGUUCAACCUCCCUCCAUAGGAAGCAAGAUCCCAACGCCGAGAGGAGGCCUGAAUAAAAGCUCAGGCAAAACACACACAAAGCAAUGACAGGACGAGCACCGUGGUUUGUAUUUCUUGUUUAAUUAUUAGGCACAUCAUUAGCGAUGGCGGUUUAGAAACUCCGAGCAGCUCAGAUCUUUAAUAUAGGAAUACCUGAGGUUGUGUGUAGCACUGCAGGGAGGGCGGUUCAGUUGGUUAAAUACCACCUCCAUAAGGCAGAAUCCAUCCUUACCUGUCAGUGCAAUGAAAGAAAAGAGCAGAGGGGAUGUAAUGCAGGCAAAGAAAGCGAUGAGGGCUGUUUGCUCCCCCUUUUGCUGUUGCUGUAGUGGUCACAUCCAGCUUAGCUGCUGUGUCAGGGUGUGCAGGGAUCCCAGUGGCUGAGGGCAGCUCAGUGCUGUCAUUUAUGCUGUCAAGGAUCGAAUCCGUGCUGCUGCUUUGUAUCCACAACACUCAUUUUGUAACCCACUUGUGUGCAUCCUGCCUACUAGAGACCCUUUAUAUACAUUCAAACUCUUCCAAAUAUAUUAUAUAUAUAUACAUA
Coturnix japonica (Japanese quail) is the source of this 3324-nucleotide messenger RNA. NCBI's taxonomy places the organism in Eukaryota, Metazoa, Chordata, Aves, Galliformes, Phasianidae. The record is from RefSeq and is a predicted model, not a curated record.